ACAUCAUAUGGUGAUGUGGGCGCACUAUCUUGAAUUGCUCGUCCUUAUCUUACGCUAGUGGUGAGCCGGGUAUAAACCUGCACACCACCGUUCCUCCUUUUCUUCAACCCCACUCCUCGAAGUUGAAGUAAAGAUAAAUUUCUCUCUCUCACGUACAAAAAACACGCACUAAUUAUGCAUAUAUGUUUCUCUUUCUGAAUGUAAUUAUUGGGAUCUUGACGGUGAAAUGUUGAUUAGAAGUUCAAACAUUGUACUUCGUUCUUGGAUCAGACGGAUCUGUGAAAUCAAUUGAGAUUUUGGUGUAAAUAGAUAAUAUGGGGGGUGUGCUGACAGAGUCAUGGUUCAGUAAUAUAUGGAGGAGUUCGAGAAAGAGCAUAGCACUGGAACCUGAAAAGCAUGUGAUAGGAAUUUUAGCAUUUGAAGUCUCAAGAUUGAUGUCAAAGGUGGUUUAUUUGUGGCAAUGUGUAGAUGAUAGGCAAAUUGUUGGAUUCAGAGAAGAGGUUGUAAACUCACUUGGUAUUAGAAAGCUCGUUUCCGAUGAUGAUGAGUAUCUCAUGGAUCUUGCUCUCGCUGAGAUAUUAGAGAAUUUGGGAAGUGUGGCCAAAUCGGUGACUAUCCUGGGGAAGAAGUGUACUGAUCCAACAUAUCACAAUCUUGAGCGUGUCUUUGAGAACCCAGUUGAGAUUGAUCUCAAUUGGAGUGGUUGGCAAUAUAAGCUGAAGAAGAUGGAGAGGGAGGUUAAGAAAAUGGAAAGGUUUGUUGGCUCCACUGAGCAGUUGUUUCAAGAGCUUGAAGUGUUGGCAGAGCUUGAGCAGGGCCUGAGGCGGAUGCAGACUAGUGCUGGUUUAAACCAGGUGAAAUUGCUCGAGUAUCAGCAGAAGGUCGUGUGGCAACGUCAGGAAGUGAAGAAUCUGCGGGAGAUGUCUCCUUGGGUUAGAACGUAUGACUACAUCAUCCGCCUUUUGCUUCGAUCCAUUUUUACAAUUAUCGAGAGGAUCAAACAUGUAUAUGGGAUAAACCAUAUUGAAAAUGUAGAAGGAAUUAAUCAUUAUGAGUGCUUCCCUGAUGAUUGCCUUGCUCGUAAUAAUUCCAUCUCUGCUUUUUUACAAUUACCACUUUCUCCAUCUGAAAACAGCCUGCCUAGAUUUCCAGGUCCUUUUGGAAGGUCACUUUCAAAUCUGGGUCUGAGCCGUGAUAAGAAUAGAUCUAGGAACAAGAAGUUGCACACCCGCUCACUGUCGUCUCUCGGCUGUGGGAAACAGCAACAAACAAAAUCAAGACGUUUUGAUCCUGUUGGACCUUUCAAAGGAUGCAUGACUGGUGGAAGUGAUUCACCUGUUUUACAGAGCUACACACCAUCGAGCAGUGGCUCUUUGAGAUCAAAUUGUGCUUCUCAGAGAUAUGCUGAUGAAACGAAAGACACCAAUGCAGUUCCUAUUGAACACCGUAGCAUAACAUCCAGUAAAGUAUCUUUCUUCAAUUACAAGCGACAGCUGUUAAAUGCUCCUCCUCCUACUCUAGGCUAUGCUGCUUUAGCUCUCCAUUAUGCAAAUAUCAUCAUAUUAAUUGAGAAGCUUGCUUCAUCUCCUCACUUAAUCAGCCUUGAUGCUAGAGAUGACCUUUACAAUAUGUUACCUGCAAGUAUCCGAAGCUGUCUCAGGGCAAAGUUAAAGGUAUUUUCCAAAUCUUUGGCUUCACGUGUUUAUGAUGCUGCCUUUGCAGCAAACUGGAGCUUCGCAGUGUCUAGAAUACUCGAAUGGUUGUCUCCACUUGCUCACAGCAUGAUAAGAUGGCAUUCUGAGAGAAACUUUGAGAGGCAGCAAAUGGUUUCCAGGACAAAUGUGCUCCUUGUCCAAACCCUUUACUUUGCAAAUCAAGAAGAGACUGAAGCAGCAAUUGUGGAACUUCUCAUGGGCCUAAACUACCUCUCGAGAUUUGCUCAGGAAAUUACUGAAAAACCAUUCCGAGAUUCUUCAUGCAGCAGAGGAUGCGAUGGUAAUAUGUUCCCCAAAGAUAACUAUUACUGCAACAUGAUUCACCAUGCAUCAUAAGCGAGGCGCACAAACCAAUGGCAGGAUUCAUAGAUUUCUUUUGCUUCUUAAUCAAACUGGCACUGCAGUUUCAUGAAAUAUCCUUCUUCAAGAGCAUUCUUGAAGCCAUAGGUACUUUUUUAAGUACUCAAAUGAAUCUCGUUGGCGCUUUCAAGUACCGGAGACAUGUUUCUCCUCGCGCUGCACCAUGGAGACAUACUGAUUUAGUUCGUAUCAGAAAGUAGCUGAAAUAUUUCAGCAUUCUCGUGUGGAAAGCUUUGUUCGAGCUUUUGAGUAGAAACCCAUCCUUUAGAAGUCCUGAAUUCCAUUUGGUAAUUAACAUUUCCUUGUCACGACAUUCUUUAGCUUAUCUGGAAAUGUAUGUUAAGAUUGCAAAUACAUAUAAUCAAGGUUGUAUUUCAAAUUUGUUUUCAUUUGCAGUGUAUGCAAAUGUAAAGCAGUCUCCAUUUUAGUGAACCUGUAUAGCUAAUGAGUCUUUCUCCAUAGAUCAUUCGUGUUGUUUACAUUGAGUUUCAAUGGUGAACAAAAAUUUGAAUGUUUGGUUUAGGUUUGUACAGGACUUCCCCUUUUGUUUCA
Messenger RNA from Olea europaea var. sylvestris, 2627 nucleotides. RefSeq lists its product as uncharacterized. Lineage: Eukaryota; Viridiplantae; Streptophyta; Magnoliopsida; Lamiales; Oleaceae. Gene Ontology annotation, biological process: positive regulation of growth. The transcript has 2 exons. The record is from RefSeq and is a predicted model, not a curated record. Bases 315 to 2051 code for a protein of 578 amino acids.